GUUACUCCCCUCUUCCUCACCUGCACCAUGUCUCGAUUCGCUCGACCGGAGACGGUGCUCAAACGAGCCGAAGAGCUCAUCAAUGUCGGCCAGUCGCCUGCAGCGCUCCAAGCGCUGCACGAUGUCUUUACCUCGCGUCGCUUCAAGCAGACGCCCCUCACGACGCUGGAGCCCAUCAUGCUGCGCUUCACCGACCUCUGCGUUGACCUCCGCCGCGGAAGGACCGCCAAGGAUGGCCUGCUCCAGUACAAGAACGUGAGCCAGAACACCAACCCGGCUUCGAUUGAGCUCGUCAUUCGUCACUUUAUCAAGCUCUCCGAGGCAAAGGUCGUCGAGGCCCAGGGAAAGGCUGAUGCCGCCGCCGCGGACCUUGAUGUCGAUGACCUCGAAGAGAGCGAGACGCCCGAGAACAUGCUUCUGGGCGCCGUCACAUCAGAGGAGACCAAGGACAGGACCGACCGUGCCCUCGUCACGCCCUGGCUCAAGUUCCUUUGGGAGUCGUACCGCACCGCGCUCGACAUCCUCCGCAACAAUGCCCGCCUCGAGAUUCCCUACCAGCAAAUUGCGCACCAAGCCCUUCGCUUCUGCCUUCAGUACCAGCGCAAGACGGAGUUCCGCAGGCUGUGUGACCUGUUGAGGGCACACCUGGCCAAUGUCGCGCGCUACGCUCAUCACUCGCACGCCAUCAACAUCACCGAGCCCGAGACGCUGCAGCGCCACCUCGACACGCGCUUCGCCCAGCUCAAUGCCGCCGUCGAGCUCGAGCUGUGGCAGGAGGCCUUCCGGUCCGUCGAAGACAUUCACAACCUCCUCGUCAUGGCCAAGAAGGCUCCCCGUCCGUCGAUGAUGGCAAACUACUACGAGAAGCUGACGCGCAUCUUCAUGGUCUCGGACAACAACCUCUUCCAUGCCGCCGCCUGGAACCGAUACUACGCGCUGGCCCGUGGCGGCGUCAAGACAGAGGAGGAGCACACCCGAAUGGCCUCGUACGUCCUCCUCAGCGCUCUCGCCGUGCCCGUCAUCUCGUCGAGUGCCCCCGGCACCGGCAACAUGAACCGCUCUCGCUCCGACUUCAUCCUCGGCGACCAGGAGACCCGCAGCCGUACCGGACGCCUGACGUCGCUCCUUGGUCUCUCGCGCACGCCCACGAGGGCGGGCCUGCUCAAGGAGGCCCUGAAUCGCAACAUCCUCAAGCGUGUCAAGCCCGAGCUGCGCGAGCUGUACAACAUCCUCGAGGUCGAGUUCCACCCGCUGAGCAUCUGCGCAAAGAUUGAGCCCAUCAUUGAGCAGAUUGCUCAGGACCCCGAGAUGGCAAAGUACGUCAAGCCGCUGCACUCGGUCAUUCUCACCAGGUUGUUCCAGCAGCUCAGCCAGGUCUACGACUCGGUCAAGCUGCAGCGAGUCAUGCAGCUCGUCUCUGCCUUCAAGGCGCCCUACAACUACACGCCUGCCGAGAUUGAGAAGUUCGUACUCAACGCAUGCAAGAAGGGACACUUGGACAUCCGUGUCGAUCACGUCGAGCAGGCCAUCACAUUCCAGGAUGACCCCUUCGAGGCCGAGUCGCACCCUUCGGCUCAGGCCAGCACGAGCACGAGUCACAACGGGGCUGCCACUUCCGCCGGUUCGUCCUCUGGCCACCUGGCCACACCCGACUCAGAUGCCGUGAGACUGCAGAGCACGCCCAGCGAACUUGUUCGCACUCAGCUGUCUCGCUUGGCUACCUGCCUCGACACAACGCUCAAGACAAUCGACCCCAACAUUGUCGCGGCCGCACAAGAGGCCAAGCUGAGCGUCUUUGCUCGCGCCGUGGCCGUGGCCGAAGAGGAGCACAAGGCUGCCAUUGCCCGCAAGGUGACGCUGGCCAGGCGCAAGGAGCUUCUCGAACGGCGUGCCGCAGAGAGGGACCAGGCCGAGGCCACUGCCAAGGCCGCUCGGGUCGCCGCUGCUGCCGCCGCCGAGCAGACUCGCAUGGCCGAAGAGACGAAGCGCCGGGAGCAGGAGCGCAUCAAGAAGGAGCUCGAGCAGGUCCGCAUCGAAGAGGCCCGCAAGAUGGCCCAGUCGCUCCGGGAAAAGGGUGGCCUCAAGCUCACCGAGGAGGAGUUUGCCAACCUGGACACCGACAAGCUUGUCCAGCUCCAAGUUGAGCAAAUUGAAAAGGAGAAGCGCGAGCUUGCUGAGCGCCUUCGCAUCAUCCACCGUCGGAUCGAUCACAUGGAGCGCGCAUACCGUCGUGAGGAGAUUCCUCUGAUUGGAGCCGACUAUGAAAGGCAAAAGGCAGAGGACCGCGAGUACCACAAGCUUGCCCGCAAGACGCUUCUGGAGACGAGCAAGGAGAAGCACGAGGCCGACUUGGAGCUGAAGAAGAGACUGUCGAGGGUGCUUCCAGACUACCACGAGCUGCGCAAGGUCAUCGAGGGCAAGCGACUGUCCGAGGUGCAGGAGCGCAAGAAGCGGGCCCAGGAGCAGAUCGAGAUCGAGAAGCAAAAGAGACGGGUGCAGGUUCAGCAGGAGCGCGAGGAGCAGGCCGCGCGGGAGGAAGAGGAGAGGAGGCUCGAAGCCGAGGAGGCCGAGAAGGCCAAGCUGCGCGAGGAGGAAGAGGCACGCCUGGCCGAGGAGCGCCGGCUGCAGGAGGAGAAGGAGAAGGAGCUCGAGUCAGUCAAGAGGGCCGAGAUCGAGGCGCGCCAGGCCAAGCUCAAGGAGCAGGCAGAGAAGCAACGUCAGCGCGAGCAGGAGAUCGAGGACAAGAUGAAGGCGCGCGAAGCCGAAAAGAGGCAGCAGGGCGCUACGCCGUCGGCAACGACCAGCAACGACUCGCCCUGGCGUGGUCGUGCCGCUGCUGGUGCCGUGGCAGAUGCCAGGGCAAGCCCCAGCCCAGCUCCGCCGACGUUUGUCAAGGCGAGCGGUGCUGGCGGGUGGCGAGAGCGACUUGCACAGAGGCAAGCGGCCGGCGAGUCGUCGCCCGCCGAUGGCGCGACACCUCCGAGAAGCGCCUCGGGAGCACCGACGCAGGCGAGCAGCCCGUCUGGAAGCCCUGCGCCCGAGUCGCGCCGCCCUACCUUCUUGGGAAGAUCUGGUGCUGGUGGCUGGCGCGAGAAGGAGGCCGCCAGACUCGCUGCCGGUGGCUCUUCUCCCGCCGCUGCUGUCGAUGGUCACAGUGAGCCCAACAGCGGUAACGCCUCUCCCGCAGCGAGAAAUUCGUCGCCGGUCCCUCCGUCUGCAUCUGCUGCCGCCUCUUCUGGCGCCGGCGUCGACGAUGGCUUCACAGAGGUUAAGCCCAUCAAGAAGUCGUACGUGCCCCCUGCAUUGAGGAACCGAUCUUGAGCGACCUGUACGCAAAAGGCAGAAGCACCUCUCCGAGAUUUUCUCAAAGAAAAACUUGGUGGGACUCACCCCACCUUUUCCCCCCUUCCUUUUCUUUUAACGCAUAACCUCUCCUUUUAUCGUUUCCCCUUUCAUGUCCUCAUGUUCCCUCUCCAAUCGAGCAAAAUUGAUGACAAUUUUUCCUGCCUGUGGGUAUCGAAGUUGAUGUGAAGGGAUUUCCGGUAAGUCAAAGGUAAAAGAUGCUCGGAAGGCUGCAGAGCUCGCAGCAGAGGUAUUGCCAAAAGAAGGGCUCGCAACAAUCUCUGAAUAGGCGCAAGAAGCCAUGCUGGGUAACAUUACAGUGAUACA
Molecule: messenger RNA, 3669 nt
Organism: Acaromyces ingoldii
Lineage: Eukaryota; Fungi; Basidiomycota; Exobasidiomycetes; Exobasidiales; Cryptobasidiaceae
Exons: 2
Coding region: 28-3321 (1097 amino acids)
Biological process (GO): translation reinitiation; formation of cytoplasmic translation initiation complex
Cellular component (GO): eukaryotic translation initiation factor 3 complex, eIF3m; multi-eIF complex; eukaryotic translation initiation factor 3 complex, eIF3e
Molecular function (GO): translation initiation factor activity; mRNA binding
Source: RefSeq, a predicted model, not a curated record